AGGGUCGCGACGCGUACGAACUGAACAAUGAAGGCUCAUUGAGCGUCGCACAUGCAACUUUACUUCCCUUAAAUCGUCCGAUAUCUCACGAAACUGGGAAUCGUACAAUUGGCAGGCAAUCUUCUCUGUACAAGAAAAACUCUCGACAAACAUGUCGAGGUACAAUGUCCAAGAAUACGAUCUCGAGACUGGGAAACAAGUCCGAUUGACCGGAUACAGCAAUGCUGCCUUCGAAGAUCCACUUCGAAGCAAGAACAAUGACUUGGAGAACAGACUUAGCAGUGCUCGCGUCUCCUCACAGGACGAUAAAAAUAUGAACAAUGAUGUUUCACAGAAUCGUGAAAAGAGUCUGUUAUGCUCUAUGGAAAGGAAGCGGCUCUGCCAACGAAUCAAAAGAUCCUGCACGAAAAAAUUAUUUUAUAAAAGGGUACCUAUAGCAGCCUGGUUACCAAAGUAUCGCAAAGACUACAUAAUAUGUGAUCUCGUUGCCGGUAUUACCGUAGGCCUUACCGUUAUACCGCAGGCGAUAGCUUAUGCGAAUGUCGCGGGACUUCCUUUACAGUAUGGUCUAUAUUCAUCUUUCAUGGCAUCCUUUAUAUAUACAAUCUUUGGAUCCUGCAAAGACGUUCCAGUUGGACCGACUGCGAUCAUCGCGAUAUUGAUAAGAGAAACAUUACAGAAAUCUAACUUAGGACCUGACUUUGCGGUUCUUUUAACCUUCAUCUCUGGCUGCAUCUGUUUUCUGAUGGGGAUCUUACAUUUAGGUUUUCUGUUGGACUUUAUAUCGGGACCAGUUUCUGUUGGUUUCACAUCAGCGGCAGCAAUCAUCAUCGCUACUAGCCAAGUGAAAGAUAUUCUAGGCAUUAGUAUCAGCGGCAGUAAAUUCCUCGAAGUAUGGCACAAUAUAAUCGAGAAAAUUGGGGAAACGAAACUCUGGGACACUGUACUGGGCAUCACUUGUAUAAUCGUCCUUCUUCUUCUCAGAGUUAGUGUCAUCUGAUUGGAAAGUAACACAAGUUAAUCUUCGUAAAAGUAAUUCUUCAAAAAAUCAAAGACAUACCGUUUAUGCAAAAAGCUGCGAAAAUAUCAUCAAAGGCACAAAUAAUUAUGCAAAAAACAUGUUGGUUGUUGUCCACGGGACGAAACAUUCUCGUGGUUCUUGUUUCCGGUGUUAUCUGUUGGCUUCUUGAGAGUCACUUGGGUUCCUCACCUGUUAAACUGACCGGCCACGUUAAACAAGGACUUCCGGAAUUUCAAUUGCCACCGUUUCAAACUUAUUACAAGAACGAAACUUACAACUUCGUCGACAUGGUUUCAGCCCUUGGCUCUGGAUGUCUAGUCAUUCCUCUGUUGAGUCUCUUGGAGACCAUCUCUAUUGCCAAAGUCUUCAACGAAGGUAAACCAAUCGAUGCAACUCAAGAAAUGUUAGCUUUGGGCGUGUGCAACGUUGUUUCGGCUUUCGUUUCUUCGAUUCCCGUCAGCGGUGGACUUAGCCGAGGUGCAGUAAACCACUCGUCUGGAGUAAAAACAACUCUCGGCGGUGUUUAUACCGGUCUCUUAGUACUUGUAUCGCUUCAGUUCCUCACCCCGUAUUUAUACUUUGUUCCUAACGCCGCCCUUGCUGCAAUCAUCAUUGUUGCGGUCAUCUUUAUGGUGGAAUUACACGUGAUCAAGCCUAUAUGGCGAACAAAAAAGAUUGAUCUCAUACCAGCAGUGGUUACAUUUUUAUGCUGUCUUUUUAUAAGACUUGAGCUAGGUAUAGUGAUUGGUAUCGGUAUAAAUGUUCUGUUCCUACUUUACGCUUCAGCAAGACCCUCGUUAAGAGUUCAUAAAGAUACUAGUAUUAAUGGUUGUGAAUAUCUUGUCAUAACGCCGGACAGAAGCCUCGUUUUUCCAAGUGUUGAAUAUGUGCGAGCUGUAAUUAGUAAACAAGGUACGAAGCAAGGGACCGCAGUACCUGUUGUUAUAGAUUCUACGCAUAUUCAAGCAGCGGAUUUUACUGCCGCAAAGGGAAUUAAAAGUUUGACGGAAGAUUUUUCUAAACGUGGACAACCUUUAAUUUUCCAUAAUUUGAAACCGAGUAUUAUUGAAAUUUUCAAGGGUGUAAAACCUUCUGGUUUAAAGUGUAGCUCUAGCGAACUUGAACUUAAUGACUGUUUGAGAGAAUUUUCAAAUGUUUCGUCGGCUACUAUAAACAGGUACUGACUAUAUUUAGACCUCUGUAAAUUUCGUCUUAAAAAUAUUUUUCUUUUUUAUUUUAUUAGUAUUAUAUUAACACAAAAGUGAAUGAUAGGUAAUAUUAUGAUAAAGAGCAGCAAUAUAUUUUAGUCACUGUUAUAAAUGAAAAUUAACUCUUUCAAUACAAUAUUGAACUAUACGACGAUGUUUCACAUGUGUAUAAUAAAAUAAAAAUUCUUAUUAAAGAUGUGUAUAAUACACAUGUAAAAUAACUUUAAUACUUAUGCUUCAGGGAAAGCGCAUUUAUAUAUUUGGUAAAACUCGACAGAUUCGACGUGUAAAUGAUAAAUAUUAUAAGAACAUGUGAAUAUACGAAACAUUACACUAUUUCAUUACAUAUAAUAGGAUUAUAAAUAUAUAUUAGGAUGUGUAUAUAAAAAGAUAAAUGAAUAUAUUGACGUCAAUCCAUGUACACUGUCAAUAAUAUUUUACAUGACUUUUUAUACAAACGUAUUAUUGUAUGUGCUAUUUAAAAAUAACAUCUUAUUAUAUUUGAUACACAUAUUUCACAGUAUUUCAAAAAGUCUUAGCAAACAUUUAAGCUCAUUUCAAUAAAAUUGUAUUAAUAGAUAUAUAUAUUUUUUCUAACAAUAUAACAUUUUUAGAAAAUUAAACAAAUUUGUUUAAUAUAACUAAAAAAUUGAAUUAUAAAUUUUUUUUAAUUAUUUUGACAAUAUGAUUAAAAUUAGAUAAUUACUUUCCGUUAUUACAUUACUUAAUUUAUAUCCAAAAUUCUUGCACCCAUUGCAGGAGUUGCUAUAUAAAAUGUUGCAUGUCCAGAAUAUCUGCUUUUAUGUGAUUAAUUGCUUCAUCAAUUACAUCUUUUUUCAAUAAUGUUACUGUACAUCCUCCAAAACCGGCACCAGUUAAACGACUUCCUAAGACACCAUUUAUCUCUCUUGCUGCUGUUACCAAAGUAUCUAACUCGAUAGAAGAAACUUCAUAAUCAUUUUUCAAAGAAUCAUGACUUUCGUUCAUUAACUGUCCAAAUUUAUUAAAAUCUCUUUUUUCAAGAGCAUUUACAGCUUCAAUUGUUCUUUGAAUUUCUGUGAUUACAUGACGAGCUCGUUUUAUCAUUUCUUCAGGUACAUUUUGCGACUUUAAAAUUUGAAUAUCGCUCAUAGAUACUUCACGUAAACUUCCUUUAUUUAAUAUUUUUGCAGCUUCGUAACAACAGUCUCUACGUUUACAAUAUGCACUUGAACUUAAUUUGUGAGGAGCAUUAGAAUUAGUAAUUAGAAAAACGUAAUCGUUUAUUUGUGAUAUAGGUAUUUGUUUAGUACCAAGGUUUCUGCAAUCGAGAAGAAGAGCAUAGCCUUCUUUGCCCAUUACAGAAAUAAAUUGAUCCAUAAUACCACAUGGAACUCCAGCAAAAUCAUGUUCAGCACGUUGACACGCUAGAGCUUUAUCCUCUGGUUUUUCUGAUUUUAUACCAGUUAAUGCUUCCAAAAAUGUGUAAGUAGCAACUUCUAAGGCAGCUGAACUACUCAAACCAGCACCAACUGGUACAGAGGAUACAAUCACAGCAUUAAAAGAUGGCACAUCACCUAAAAUUAGCAUUUUAACACAUCCUUUAAUAUAGUUAGCCCAUUUUGGUUCUCCUGGUUUUAUAUUCUUACGAGGACUAACUUCAAAUUCAACAUGAUUUUCAGAACUAACUACUUCACUGAGAGAUAUAAUAUUACAUUUUUCCAAAUUGUUAUGCCUUCCAACUAUGAGUGUAAUCAUAGGCAAUGCCUAAAAAUUUAAAAAAUUGCAUUGAAUCAGUAUGCUCCCCAAUUAAAUUCACGCGACCGGGUGCGCAUACACAAAUAUUUGCAUUCUCUCCAAAUUUAUUCACAAAAACAUCUAAAGCUUUCAAUUUGAUUUCAUUCACAUUGAGCACAGUUGUUGCCAUUUUUUCCAGUUAUUUCAAAAAUAUUUACAUAGAAUGUCACUUAAUAUACGUACAAAAUGUAUAAAAAUUGUAAAAAAAUAGAUACAAUGAACUCUAACUUUUGCAACUAAUAGUAAAAAAUUUCAAUUUAUGUAAUCCGCAGUCUAGUAAAGAUACGAACGUACUCGAUAUACUUUGAACGAGUAAAAUUGAUAUUAGUACACGUUAUCAAUCAGCAUUCUUUAUGUGUCAGUCACGUACAUGUGAAUGCACGUUUUAUCGUCAAUGCAAACAUUGCAUUUCACGUAUAUGUGCAUACAACAUGCGCAUCAUAAAUGCAAUAAAAUCAGUAAAAGUGACGUAUGAAGAGCAUGCUUUCAUAUUUUAAAACAAUAAUACACGAUCAAAAUGACAUUUCUUUUGAUCGUUAAGAAUUUCUAAUUGACAUCUAAGUUUAUGUAGUAAACUAAUUGUCGAUAUUUGACAAUAAUCUGAAUUGAUAAUGCAAUGACGGUCUCAAAUCCUCUCAUUAAAGAAUUGAAAGGUUGGACAAGAAAAUUAACUGAAAGUAACAUUGACAUUGAUGAAGAAAAUAAAGAUCUGCUUUUCUUUUUCAAAAGUUUAGAAAAAUGUUUCCAAAAAGGUAUACUGAUGCGUUUAAAUCCUAUAAGUUUUCCAAAAUUACCUGAUGCUUGGUAUUGGAUGGAAGAAAUUGCAGAAAAACAUUUUAGUUCCUCUUGUACUUAUUCUUUGGUAGUUGAACAAGUCAAACAAAAUUCAAAAGUAUAUACACCUACUGGACGUCUCAGGCUUUUAAUUAAAACAUGUUUGAUGCGAAAGUGCCUUCAUAUGCCAGUUGAAAUGCUAGUCAGAACACCAUUAAUGGCUACUGAUUAUUAUGAUAGAAACAGUAUUCUGGGAGAUAAUAUUCUUGGAGAGAUAUUUUUAUCAGUAUUAUUGCAAAGCAGUAAAUUAAAUUUUAAGUUAGAUUUACGAAAUUGUAGUUUUUUGGAUGAGACUUGGCAAUUACCAGAAUGUUUGGCUUUAGAAUUAGUACCAUGUAAAAAUUUAGGAUAAAGUUGAAAUUGGAGAUAUAUUAGAUGAAAUAAAUGGAAAUGCUAUAACAUCAAAUACUAAAGGACAGUUACGUAAAUUUAUGAGAAAGACUAUGGGUCUACCUGUGUCUUUAUACGUAAUCAAAUACCAACGCAUCGUGCGUUUUCAGCAUCGCAAUAAAAAGACCUGUGAGUUAUAUGCACCAAUUGUUCAUCUUAUAAAAAGCUCUGGCAUUGAGGGGUUGAAAAAAAUCUUAAAGAGAUUCAAUUCCGAAAUGGACGAUGAAAAAAUUGAAGUAAUGAAGCCAGAAAAUCUAUUAAAUGCUGGAUUUUCUGUGAAAUAUUGUGGUUCAAUAUAUGUUGGUACAAAAGGUGAUGUUAAACAAAUAGAAAGGGCAAUUAUGCAAAUGCUAAAGUCAGAAGAAAUAAAAUCAGUGCCUGUGAAAUUUGAAUGUUUAGAACUAGGAAUUAGAGUGACUCAAGACUCGGAUGAUACAAGAUACCAAUUGCAAUUUAGCUACCAAAUUUGAUGCAUUCAUCUUUUAUCAUGAGAAUGAGAGCGAAGUGCAAACGAUAUUGCAAAGUUUGGGUCAAGGAUUCCAACGUACUCAUUUCGCAGUUUAAUUUUCUAUGAAAUUAUGAAAAUGAAACAUGACGAUGAAAACGAAUUUUAUGUAAUAUGUUCCUAAAACACUUUUAUUCACAUAUCUAGUCCAGCUCCAAACGAAUUAUACUUUUUAUUUAUUUUAUUCUUUAGAAUAUUCUUAAUAAAAAUUGGUCCAAUCACAUUAAAACAGAAUAGUUUUCUUAAAAAAUAAAUAAAGUAAAUAAGGUUGAUCGUUUUAUUUACUAAAAUAAAAUGAAAUUCGUGUGUAAUCAAAUAAAUAUAAUGCAAUUAUAUUUAUUCGAUUAAAUAAGUUGCUGUUUUCGUAGUUAAGACAUUUAAAAACCGUUGAUGAUAAAUAUGCAUAUUUAUCUGACAAUCAAUCCUGUACAUAUAUCAAAAAUCGAAUAAAUUCGUU
Heterotrigona itama is the source of this 6191-nucleotide messenger RNA. Lineage: Eukaryota; Metazoa; Arthropoda; Insecta; Hymenoptera; Apidae. The record is from the annotation of a GenBank genome assembly.